Ruditapes philippinarum (Manila clam) is the source of this 6648-nucleotide messenger RNA. RefSeq lists its product as uncharacterized. Gene Ontology annotation, biological process: protein dephosphorylation. Gene Ontology annotation, molecular function: protein tyrosine phosphatase activity. Bases 487 to 5010 code for a protein of 1507 amino acids. NCBI's taxonomy places the organism in Eukaryota, Metazoa, Mollusca, Bivalvia, Venerida, Veneridae. The transcript has 35 exons. The record is from RefSeq and is a predicted model, not a curated record.
UUUUCUUAGGUUAAUCAAUAAAUUAAAACAUGUUAACUUGUGAAUAAAGUGUUCAAAGGUCAUAUAAUUUGUGUGGUGAGAAAGUUUUUGGUAUUUUAGGGGAUUUGUGUAGGAAGAUAUUAUCUUCUUGUUAUACACCCGGUGGGUAUUGCCAAUUUGUUUGACGGUAUUUAGGUGACCAGUCAUGUGAUCAUUUAUGAUUGUAUCUUAGGUCAAUUGUCCGGAUGAAUGGUCAUUAUAUAGAUGAAGUAUGUGAUACAGUAAAAUAGACAUUUUAUGAUAAACAUUACAACCAUCUUCCUGUAUCACUUUUAGCCUAGCCUCACGUUGUUUACUUCAUAUUUAUACAAUAUUUGAUAAUCAACGAUUUAAUGUGGAUUAUAUAUACAUAGACAAAUGACAGUGUUCAUUACAAUAACAUAUCAUGUAAUAUUUAUCAAUUAAGCAUUUUUUUUUUAGUUUUUGUUUAUAUAUAAAUAUAGAGAAAUGUUUACAAAGAUCAUUAUUGUAUUUUAUUGGAGUCUUCGAUUCUAUGUGGAGUGCUGUGACAAAGGAAAGACUGGUCCUGAAUGUUUAUAUAGAAAUCAGGUGUACUGGUCAUCAGUAUCGUCUAACUUAGGUCGUGAUGAGGUCAGAAUUAAAGAUAACCGAUAUGAAACAUGUUCCAGACAGCAAAAAACUGGCUCGGACCCUUAUAUCCUAGUUACAUUGGACGAUGUUAUAUAUGUAAAUGAAGUGAUCAUUAAUUUUUAUAAUCUAACUGCCGUUGCUGGUUUCCGGGUGUAUGCCGGGCUCACAUCUGUCAUGGACCAGACGACACUUUGUUACACAGACGCUGGUGACGUCCGCACUGACAAGCACGUGAGCGUUAUAUGUGAACAAAGUAUGCUUGCAAGAUAUAUAUCAGUUCACAUCGAAGGGUCAGAAAACAAACUAGAAAUUUGUGAGAUAGAAAUACCAAUUGGUCGCCUUCUAUCAGAGAAAAAACCGACGAACGGUUCGGAAGUAGAGAAGGAUAAAUAUAUCAGGUAUGGAAAUGACGGACAGCUUGGCACUUUUUACGCGAGUAAAGCUCUCGACACACCGUUUUGGUACGUGGAUCUACUGCACGUGUACAAUCUGAACACAAUCAUAAUAACUACCAGAGAAGACCUGAAAAGAAUGAUCGUAGGAUUCCAGAUACAUAUAAGUAACAGCUCGAACUUUGAUGAGGCCAAACUUGUCUAUACGGACACUAGUACAGAAUCAACAGUUGACUACUAUAUUGUUGUACCACUUAAAUCAUCAACAGCACGAUAUGUUCGUAUAUCAGUACCAGGAAUCAACCAGAAACUUAAUCUGAAAGAAUUCGAGGUCCUUGGAGAUUGCACAGAUAAUUACUGUGGUGUAGACUGUAGUAAAAGAUGUUUCUGUGAGGAUGACAAGUUAGGUAUAGAAGACAAAAUAGAAGGAAAAUGUUCCGGUGAAUGUCAGAGAAACUGGAGAAACAUGGACGGUUAUUGUAAUUCUGGGAUUUGCUCUGGUUAUGGUUUCGGGUACCAGUGUAAAUACAGUUGUAAAUGUUCGGGUACCUGCGAGCCGUGGACAGGUGAAUGUCUGCCGGACACCACCUCAUGUCGUAAACAUUAUUAUGGGGAUAAUUGUCAAGCUCAAAAUGCAAUUGCUAAUUCUGGUUCGACACUACAAGGUUUUGAUACGCGCUAUAAUCCUGCACCAGUUACUGUAGAUGGCGUUCUCGAGACUUGUUCACCGGAACUGAUUGGUAUGACGUCAUCCUGGUUUAUACUUUUUGACACGCAGAGAACUGUUGAUCAGGUACUCGUGUAUGUCAAUGAGAGUGUUACAAAAUCAGGGUUGAUUGUAACAACAGAGAACGGGGAUAACUCAUCAACAUGUGUAAUAAACAAGAUAGAUGUAGACGGUUGCUUCUUGGCUACAUGUUUUAACACCCCAGCAACUCAUCUCCGUAUCUCUACACGUUACGUCAUACAAAUAUGUGAUGUUGCUGUACUAGAUUGUUCUGACGGUACAUUUGGUUAUCUCUGUGAGAAUAAAUGUUUAUGUGUUGAUGGUGCUCCAUGUGACAAAACUAACGGAUCAUGUCCACCAGGUGGUUGUGAAGCUGGUUACCAAGGUGAUACGUGUAGUCAAGAAUGUACACCAGGUUUCUAUAGUAACAAUUGUACGGUAGAAUGUGGUCAUUGUUUGAAUGGCGAGGCUUGUGAUAUAUUUACUGGUGAAUGCCCGGAUGUUUGUGCACCAGGAUGGCAAGGCGGUCGUUGUGAUAUAGAAUGUUAUAAUGGUACAUACGGUGACAACUGUGACGGGGUAUGUGGUAUGUGUUAUGAUGGUGAACCAUGUGACAAGGUUUCUGGAUUAUGUGAUGACGGAUGUGAUCGUGGUUACUUCACUUCUAACUGUACUCUAGAAUGUCCUGAAGGAAGUUUUGGUUACAAUUGUAAUGAGACGUGUGGCUCAUGUAAAUUUGGUGACGUGUGUGAACCAGUCAAUGGUCAUUGUUUGAGCGGAUGUGUUGUCGGAAAAAAUCCACCCACUUGUAUAGACGAUUGUCCAUUCGGGACGUAUGGACAGGGUUGUUUGAAGACAUGUGGUAGAUGUCGUGACAACAAUACAUGUCACCUAGUAACAGGAGUUUGUGAGGAUAGUUGUUCACCUGGUGUAUACGUGAAUAACGUGCAGCCAAUGUGUGAUACAGAAUGUCCUGAUGGUCUGUUUGGAUAUAAUUGUAGUCGUCAAUGUUCGGAGGACGUUUGUGUUGGAGGUAACGUGUGUGAUAAAGUUACAGGUGGAUGCUUGCAGGGUUGUCUAAAUCCUGGAUACCGGUCUCCGCUCUGUCAAUACGAGUGUUAUGACGGUACAUUCGGGGUUGACUGCCUGUCUAUGUGCGGUGCUUGUAGAGAUCGGACACCCUGUAACAAAGUCACUGGUCAGUGUCCAUUUGGUUGUCAAAGUGGAUUCAAAGGUCCAAAAUGCCUUCAGAAAGAUGUACAGUUAUCUGCAGGAAGUAUAGUUAUGUUAGUGUUUGGAUGUUUACUGGCUGUUGCCGGCCUCGUUGGUGUAUUCAUUGGAUACUGGAUAUAUAAAAAAGGAACUCUUCCAUGGGCUUACGUUAAACGUCGCUUGAAGAAAGAUGUGAAGGAUGAAAAGUCACCAAGAAGUUUAUCUAUUGUAUCGAGAGUUUAUGAAAAUGAUAUCAACAUGGAAUCUGCUAAAUUAAAGAGGACAAACUCUAAUGCUAGUAAUUAUAAGCUAUCAGAGAUGAAACCGAGGGGAACUAUAGCAGUCGGUGAUUUUUGGGAUUAUGUUCAAGAUAAACAAUCAUCCAAACAGGAAAUAGUUCAACAGUUUAAGGACCUUGCAGUAGGCCUGACACCACCCCUCACUUUUUCAGAUGACCACAGUCGAGUGAAGCUUGACAUGAUAGCAGGAGAUUCCGGCAAUGAUUAUAUCAAUGCCUGUUAUAUAAGUGGUUAUAACCGUCCACACAAGUACAUAGCUGCCCAAGGUCCGACGGAGGAGUUUGUUUGCGAUUUCUGGCGGAUGAUUUGGCAAAAGAAGUGUCGUAAAAUAAUUAUUUUAACCAGACUUGUUGAACACAAUAAAGUAAAAUGUUGUCAGUAUUGGCCGGAUGAUGGAAUAAAACAGUAUGGUAGUGUUAUCGUAGAGUACCGUGAAUCAGAAACAUUCGCUGACUUUACAAUCAGGUCUUUCUUUAUAUCCCAGGAAGGGAUAGAGGGUCGUUUAGUCCGACAGUUUCAUUUCGAGUCUUGGCCAGAUCGUCACGUGCCAGAGUAUGCAUCAUCAGUGGUACAUUUUUGGAACAAAGUUCGGACAUCUGAUGUUAAAGAUAAUGUUCCUAUUGUUGUACAUUGCAGUGCUGGUAUAGGGCGGACGGGAACGUUUUUGUCUCUCGACUAUUUGGUGGAACAGGCAGAUGUAGAAGAAUAUGUAAACAUUUAUCAAUGUGUGCAAAAUCUACGACACCAGCGAGUAAACAUGGUCCAAAACUUGGAUCAAUACGUAUUUCUACAUGAGGCAUUAUCCGAGGCAUUGUUUUGUCCGAGUAUAGCUAUACCAUGUGAACAGUUUUGUAAAGUGUAUAAAAACAUGCUCGAGCUGGAUAACAAAACAAAAAUAAUUCAAUUAGAAAUGGACUUUGAGAGAAUUCAAUGUGUGACAAAGUUCAAGGAGAGUAUGAGUCCAAGUUUCUAUGACAACGGUAACUACAAAGGGGCAAAUAAUAGUGCUAAUAUAGAGAAGAAUCGGGUACCCCACAUCCUUCCCAGUGACGCUCAUCGCCCCUGGCUUAUUACACGAGUAUCUGAUCGUAACGACUACAUCAAUGCUGUUUAUCUACCUUCUUAUCGGAAUGACAAGACAUUCUUGCAGACACAAAAUCCUCUACCAGACACUAUAGUUGAUUUCUGGCGGAUGGUAUAUGAGAACAAAGUAUCUACAAUUGUAAAUCUUGACCGUAUCACUAACAUGUCAGAGAUUUACUGGCCAAAAGAGGGAGAAACGGUAACAUUUAUACCAUUUACCUUACAUCAUUUGAGUGAAACAGAUCACGUGACCUUCACAGAGAUAAGCAUAAGACUUCAAAAUGCCGAAGAGCCACACGAAAAAGCGAAGAUACUAAAAUUGUUUGUGUGUAAGUUUUGGAUGAGUGAGGACCGGGUACCAAUCGGUGGUGAAUCAAGCAUCUUGGAAGUUUAUGAACAUGUUAAAGUCUGGCAAAAAACAACAGGCAAUCAGCCUAUUGUAGUCCAUUGUCUGAACGGUGCUACGAAGAGCGGAUUGUUUUGUGUUGUUAUGUCAACAUUAGAGCGCAUGCGUGAAGAACGGGAAGUUGCUUUACAGCAAGUUAUAAAACAAAUGAGAAUUCGUCGACAUCACAUCAUUCCUACAUACGACCAGUACAAGUUUUGUCAUGACAUCAUAGUGGAGUUUCUCAAUGGAUGUGAUAGUCUCUCAAACUUCUACAUUUAACAGUAGAUCUCCACUCUUGCGGGACACAUGAAUGAUUUAACAGCAGUUCUCAACUCUUAUUGGACACUUCAAUGUUUUAACUGCAGAAUUCCACUCUUACUGGAUAUAUGAAUGAUUUAAGAGCAGUUCUCCACUCUUACUGGCCACAUGAAUGAUUUAACAGCAGACCUCAACUCUUAUUGGACAAUUGAAUGUUUUAACUGCAGAAUUCCACUCUUAUUGGAUAUAUGAAUGAUUUAACAGCAGUUCUCCACUCUUAGUGGACACAACUUUAUUGGACACUUGCAUGUUUUAACUGCAGAACUCCCCUCUUACUGGACACGAUAAUUUGAAUAACAACAUAAAGGAACGGUCUCUAUAUCAAUAAACAUUGUAUAUUAUUCUUGAAAUAUUUCCCACAAUCAGAAUUACCAAUACCAUGUCUUACUCUCAUUUGUGAUUGUACACGCAUAUAAAUUUUAAGUAAAGAAACGCGAUACAAAAUUUGUAUUUAAUUCAUCUAGUAUCUAACUUAUUUUGAUAUGAGCAAAUUAAGUAAAGAAACUUAAAGUUCACGUAUAAAUACGUAUGUCAUAGAAAUGUUUCUAUAUCUUAAUCAAAUGUCUGAAAUGGCGACUACCUGCACAAGUGACUUUAAUGAAUAUAAAUAUGGCAUGCUGCAUAGACUAAAUUAUUACAGUACAGGUACAGAAAAUAUUUCCCACACACAGGUAAUUUUAUAAAGCAUAUGUCUGUUUUUUUUUUUUAAUUUUCUAGUAAUAUUUUACUUAACUGCAUCAAUUAAUUGAAUUAUGUAUGCUUCUUGUUAUUUUGCUCGUUUAAAUGGCUGAAAAAAAAACAAGAUCCUAUAACAUAAAGUUGGAAUUUUAUUUUUCUGUAACGCAUGGCUGAACUGUGAAGUUUUUCUGCAAUGCAUUUCAGAAACGUGAAUUUCUUGAAUGAUAUCUUUAUCUAUAUAGAAGAACUCUGUGAUUGUGUUGAACUACAUCUAUAUCUGUAUGGAUAAACUCUGUGUGUUGAACUAUAUCUAGAUCUGUAUAUAUGAACUAUAUUAUGUUCUUGAUCUAGAUCUGUAUAGACGAACUCUGUAAUUGUGUUGAACUAUUUCUGUAUAGAUAAACUCUGUGUGUUGAACUAUAUCUAGAUCUGUAUAUAUGAACUAUAUUAUGUUCUUGAUCUAGAUCUGUAUAGAUGAACUCUGUAAUUGUGUUGAACUAUAUCUAGAUCUGAAAUAAACUUUGUGUUUUGAUGAUGAUCUAUAUAUAGAUAAGUUAUCUGAUAUUUUUACAAGCAUGGUUGAUCUAUCCUUUCGUUAAAUCAUUGUAAUGAUAAUAUCAUAUUUUAUGUAAAUAUCCUUAACAAAUAUCUUGAAUAAAUGAGCACAGUUCUAUAGAGUUCGAAUAUCUGUUUCAGGCAAGUCAUGUAUAUAAAUGAACACCGUACAUACAUGAGAAAGAUUUUCACUUUGCGAAAUGAAUUUUUGUUUGUUUUAAAAACGUAUAAAAACAGUCAAUUACUGAACUUGUAGUAGUGAUGAUUGUGCACAAUGACAUAAACGUUUAUAUGAACUCACCCUGUUAUAGCCUCGGAUUUUAUUUAUCUCUCAUGUUCGACCUGCCAGCAGCUUGUUGAACAUAA